This is a messenger RNA of Coregonus clupeaformis (lake whitefish), 2006 nucleotides long. RefSeq names its product uridine-cytidine kinase-like 1. Gene Ontology annotation, molecular function: kinase activity; ATP binding. The coding region runs from base 219 to 1841 and encodes 540 amino acids. The record is from RefSeq and is a predicted model, not a curated record. The transcript is spliced from 15 exons. Lineage: Eukaryota; Metazoa; Chordata; Actinopteri; Salmoniformes; Salmonidae. Gene Ontology annotation, cellular component: cytoplasm.
CUAUCUAUCUAUCUAUCUAUCUCUCUCUCUAUUUCCUCUCCCGCUCUCUCUUUCUCUCUGUUGUGGACGUGCCUCUAGCCAGAGGAGCAGUAGUACUAAGUGCCUCCUGUGCACUUGUGUAUGAGUAGCUGAUGUCAACCUCACUGACAAUAACAGACCUGAAACACUAGUGACCGUCUCAUAGACAAACUGUUCCUCUCCUAUCAUCUCAUUUUGUCAUGAACACUUUGAAUACAGGAGCUAGGUUAUCAGGCUGCUGGACUGUUACAGGCUGCAGCGGGGGUGGAGACAGUUCCCUGGACAGGCUUCUUCCAUCCGUCAGCUCUGGGCUGGCACCACGGAAACGGACCACCAGCCAAUGCAAGUCAGAACCGCCCCUGCUGCGGACCUCUAAACGGACCAUCUACACAGCCGGCCGCCCACCUUGGUACAACGAGCAUGGAACCCAGUCCAAAGAUGCCUUUGUUAUCGGUCUGUGUGGGGGCAGUGCCUCAGGGAAGACCACUGUAGCCAGGAAGAUCAUAGAGGCUCUGGAUGUCCCCUGGGUGGUCCUGCUCUGCAUGGACUCCUUCUACAAGGUUCUGACUCGUGAGCAGCAGGUCACGGCAGCCAGUAAUGACUACAACUUUGACCACCCGGAUGCCUUUGACUUUGGCCUGCUGGCACACACACUGCGGAAACUCAAACUGGGCAAGAGUGUCAAGAUCCCUGUGUAUGACUUUACCACACACGGACGCCAGAAGGAGUGGAAAACAGUGUAUGGAGCCAGUGUUAUCAUCUUGGAGGGAAUCAUGGCCUUUGCAGAUAAAGAGCUGUUACAGCUGCUGGACAUGAAGAUAUUUGUGGACACGGACUCAGACAUCCGUCUGGUGCGUCGGCUGCAGAGGGACAUCACAGAGCGUGGCCGGGACAUCGAGGGCAUCAUCAAACAAUACAAUACGUUUGUGAAGCCCGCCUUUGAGCAGUACAUUGAGCCCACCAUGCGACUGGCUGACAUUGUGGUACCACGCGGAGGAGGCAACAUGGUGGCCAUAGACCUGAUCGUACAGCACGUCCACAGCCAGCUAGAGGAGAGGAAACUUCGCUGGGAUAUGGCAGCCCUUGCCUCCGCCCACCAGGCCCAGCCUCUCCCCCAGACCCUGAGUGUUCUGGAGAGUACACCUCAGGUCAGGGGCAUGCACACCAUCAUCAGAAACAAAGAGACGAGCAGGGAUGAAUUCAUCUUCUACUCCAAGAGGCUGAUGCGUCUGCUGAUUGAAAGAGCUCUCUCCUUCCUCCCCUCACAGAGCCAUAAAGUUCAGACACCGCAGGGAGAGGACUAUGAAGGCAGAACUUUCCACGGGAAGAGGAUCACAGGAGUGUCCAUCCUUCGAGCGGGAGAGACCAUGGAGCCAGCUCUCCGAGCGGUGUGUAAAGAUGUCCGCAUCGGGAAGAUCCUCAUCCAGACCAAUCAGGACACAGGAGAACCAGAGCUGCACUACCUGCGUCUGCCUAAGGACAUUGGUGAGGACCAUGUGAUUCUGAUGGACUGCACCGUGUCCACAGGAGCUGCUGCCAUGAUGGCCGUACGAGUCCUCCUGGAUCAUGAUGUCCAGGAGGAUAAGAUCUUGCUGGUGUCUCUGCUGAUGGCUGAGAUGGGGGUUCAUUCUGUGGCCUACGCCUUCCCUAAGGUCCAAAUCAUCACCACCGCCGUCGACAAGAAGGUCAACAACCUCUUCCACAUCAUCCCCGGCAUAGGAAAUUUCGGUGACCGGUACUUUGGUACAGACGCACCCCCAGACUGGAGCGAUGAGGAGAUGGAUGAGCCCAGACAGACCCAUUUGAAGUGGACAUUUGAAUGAUUCAGGGGUGUGCCCUUUGGAGGACAAUUCAGGAAUGUGCUCUUCGCCCCACUGGGCAGCUACGUGCACCCCCUCAUUUUGGGGACCCAAGAGAUUCAACCACAAAGACCAGGGAGGUUUUCCAAUGCCUCGCAAAGAAGGGCACCAAUUGGUAGAUGGGUUAAA